AUGGACUGUUCACCCAGCUUCUCCUCAACCCCUCCAUAUUCGAAUACCUUCGACGGUGGUGCCGCUCCCGGCUUAGCUUCCAAUCCUGUAUCGUCGAGCUACUCGCUUGAAGCAACUCUAGAAAGAGAUGUCGUCGGGCAAGGCUUGAUAUCACUGGAAUAUGCCAACGAUUUAGUCGCCUUCUUUAUCACUGAGCUCACGGCCUUUGCUCCAAUCGUUGUACUACCUCCAGAUACAACUGCUUACCAACUGCGUUGCUCGAAGCCAGUGCUGUUUCUCUCAGUCAUUGCCGCAGCAGCAGUCUCGUUGGAUGCCAACCUAGCCGCUGCUCUCAACCGUGAGAUGAUUCGAGUGUAUGCCGAACGCUUCUUCAUUAAUGGGGACAAGUCCUUGGAAUUAGUCCAGGCAUUGCUGCUCAUGAUUGUCUUCUACUUCCCGCCCGACUCUCCUUUGAAACUGCAAUUCUAUCAGUAUACUCAUAUAGCGGCCACGAUGGCCCUGGAAAUUGGGUUGGCUUCCAAACGACGAGUGCCCCAAAGCUCCAGUCGCAGGACGAAUAGAAAGACAGCAUAUGACGAGCCAAUGGCGGAACAAGCGAGAGCGAUCUUGUUUUGCUAUCAUUUGACGUCCAUUGUCGCUAUGAAAACACGCCGGCCGAAUUUGCUUCUCUUCAAUGACUGGAUGAGCGAGUGCGUGAAGCAUUUAGAGCGCUCACCAAAUGCAGUCGAUAGACACAUGGCCACUUGGUUUGAGCUUCAGCGAGUAGUCGAUGAGGCGAUGACAUCCUUUGGGCUUGAUGACACGAGUUCGACUGCCCCGCUCACCGAGUCGCGGCUGCAAGCCGUUUUGAGGUGGUUUGACAACCGCAUGCAAUCAUGGAAGAAAGAUCUAUCCAUGGAGAUGCAUACAGUUCCCAUGAAUUUCGAAUACCAUUACACUAACCUCGCGAUCUAUGAGCUUGCUGUCGGAGAAGGUUAUCGCGAUCCUGAUGCGAUCAAGCAACAAUAUUAUACUCUCCCAUCACUGGAGAACAGUGAUAAGUCCAAAGGCACGCCACUGAGUGCGGUCCGUGUAGACUUCACGAUCAAGUGGUUGAACGCCGCCCACGAGAUGCUCGACUUCUUCCUAGGCUGCGACACGGAGAUGCUGCGGAAGAUCCCCAACCUCAUCUACACCCGGGUCGGAGUAGCGAUUCUGUCUCUGCUCAAAAUCUACUUCUCCGUUAGAUCUGGCGCCCUAGGGGAGUUUGUGACUGCCGAGUCCGUAAAUGUCGAGAAAUAUCUGGACGCAAUGACCCGGCGUCUAGCGGAGGCAAGCGGUGGUCAGAAGUACAAGAUCCCCAGCCGAUGGUAUCUUGUUGUCGCCAUCAAGGCUCGAAAUUGGUAUGAUCGCUUUGAGCAGAAACAGAUGCAGAGAAAUGCUGGGCUUGUCCCUCAGUUGAGCGCUGGUACGCCAAUCUCUCCGAGUCAUGCCGCUUCUCAGAAUCCGCUGCCAUUUGACCCACAACAGCCAAGUGCGUCACUUGUAAUGAAGGCGGAGUACUCUUCUAUGGUCCCUUUCCAAGCGAUGAAUGUCAAUUACGGCGUGCCACCAACGACGGAACAGAUAUGGCAACCCGACCAGAGCGGAGCUUAUCAAAACAUGGUUCACAUGAAUACUUUUGCCGGCUACCAGCCUGCAAUGCUGCCUCCUCACUAUGGAUAUGAUGUACAGCAACAGCGAACCCCGCCAGAGAGCGGUCAGCAAGGAAACCCAUCGCCGGCAAGAACGGGUAUGGAGCUUGAUGAGUGGAUGCCGGAUGGAAGUAUUUUCGCGAUGCCUAGCUUGCCUGGAUUCUGA
Messenger RNA from Aspergillus niger, 1839 nucleotides. RefSeq lists its product as uncharacterized. Gene Ontology annotation, molecular function: zinc ion binding; transcription cis-regulatory region binding; DNA-binding transcription factor activity, RNA polymerase II-specific. The record is from RefSeq and is a predicted model, not a curated record. Lineage: Eukaryota; Fungi; Ascomycota; Eurotiomycetes; Eurotiales; Aspergillaceae. The transcript is spliced from 3 exons. Gene Ontology annotation, cellular component: nucleus. Gene Ontology annotation, biological process: DNA-templated transcription; regulation of DNA-templated transcription. Bases 1 to 1839 code for a protein of 612 amino acids.